AUGACACCCAGAUAUCGUACUUAUUUUCACACCGAGAUUCGAGGACUCUCCCAAGCUCGGCAUUUUGAGCUGAUACCACUCAUCCUCCGCCCUAUCCCUGCGCCUCCGGGCCCUACCCGCUCAGCGAGAGCUUGCUGGCGAGCCCACCCUUACAGCAACCGCCCCAUACCGACAACCGAGUCAUCAGCGACGGAUACGGAGCCCGAGGAUGACGCGUCGAGUGGUCGUACGUUUGCGGUCAACGUGAACAACCCCACAUCUUCUGGCACUACUAGUAAUGACGCGGACGCUCAGCAACCAGGCGGGGUUGUACACGUGAGCGAUCAUCGUGAAGCGGAUCAUCCCCUGCCUGGACGGCAUCGCAGAGGGCAAGGUCAAUCACCGACUACCGCCCUCGAGCCACUUGUACCGAGGCGCGAGGGUGAGAAUGCGCGAUCUGAGCUGGGGAAGUUGGACUGGGAUGAAGCCCGGUACUCAGCAGUUAAGGACUGGGUCAAGCACAAUGUGGAACGUGUCUUGGACGUGAAGAGACCUUAUGAUAAGCAGAAUUCGCAGCAAGUUGAAGAUAUCUGCGCGAGAGUGAGCCUGUCGUCAGUUCCCAUUUCUGGCUUCCUAUCCCGAUUCCCUGCCCGUCAUUACCCGAACAAGGAGCGCAGCUGCACGACCCUCUCCGUAGUCACAGCCAGAACGCGACGACAUGAGCUUUACGUUCCGACGGUGUUUGUAGGUACAUACUCCAUUCGGCGCCGCUGGUCUCACACGCGUUUUGUCGACGAUGACCCCGUCCGCAUUGCGCACACCGAUUUCGUGUACACUGGGGCACUCUGA
Schizophyllum commune H4-8 is the source of this 828-nucleotide messenger RNA. RefSeq lists its product as uncharacterized. The transcript has 5 exons. Lineage: Eukaryota; Fungi; Basidiomycota; Agaricomycetes; Agaricales; Schizophyllaceae. Bases 1 to 828 code for a protein of 275 amino acids. The record is from RefSeq and is a predicted model, not a curated record.